This is a messenger RNA of Lecanosticta acicola, 1677 nucleotides long. The record is from the annotation of a GenBank genome assembly. Lineage: Eukaryota; Fungi; Ascomycota; Dothideomycetes; Mycosphaerellales; Mycosphaerellaceae.
AUGCCCGGGCUAGUCGCCAGCGACGAUGGAGCUCGAAAGCGGAAGCGAAUGAUCGAGAAUGGAAGCAGCAACAGUGUAAAGUCACGAAAGGCGCCUAAAACCAAGCCCAGCGCGAGUACCAGCGACGAUGCCGGGACCCGAAUUUUGUUGCUGGAAGAGCAGAUACUGGAGUCGCGAGAGCACUACAACAACAUUGUCGAACUUCAAAAGCUUGUCGAAAAUGUGGGCAAGAACCCCAAGACCAGCACUAUUGCUGCUGUGGCCUUGUGUCGAGCCUUCAGUCGGCUAAUCGCUGGCGAGAAGCUGGCCAAGCAAAAGGGAUCCUCGGAAGCAGACGUACAAAUUGUCCAGUGGCUGAGAGCGCGACUGCGAGACUACAUUGGGGCUCUACUCGGGUGGGUUGGAAGUCCAGACGCCGCUCAGGAUAGCACGGCGCUCACGCUGUUGAUGCGACUGGUCAAGGAAGAGACGUCGGCAGGGAGCAAGAAAUCUGACCACUGCUGGCGUGGGGAUAAGUCGACAUUUGUCGCAAUCGUGACAGCUCUGAUCGAGAAUAAAGAUGCAGAGGGAGUCAGACAAGAGUUCGUUGACAAGUAUGUGGAGGAGAGUGACGAUGUUCGCUUCUACACAUUUGCUGCGGUCAAGCAGUGUCUGCAAGGGGAGAAUGCGUGCAAAGAGCAAUUUGUGGACAGAGCUAUCGACCUGCUCUCGCGAAUUGAGGGAGUGCCGGAGUCUGAAGAGCAGCUCGAGGACUGGUACGGAGACCCACCAGAAGGCAAACAUCAGCUAUUGUCCUUAACUGCUCAUCGAAAGGUAGCGCGUGAGGCGUGGCUGGCUGUCUUUCGCUCGACACUGUCUUAUGAGCAGCGCAAGAAGGUUUUGGGCAUUACGACUGCACAGAUACUUCCCUGGUUCACGGGCCAUAUCGAAUUGCUUGCCGAUUUCUUGACCGAUUCGUUCAACCAAAAAGGUUCCAUGGCACUGAUGGCUCUAAGCGGCAUCUUCAAUCUCAUGACGCAAAAGAAUCUUGACUAUCCGGAUUUCUACGCGAAAUUGUAUAGCCUGCUCGACGAGGAUCUGCUGCACAGUAAGCACAGGAGUCGCUUUUUCCGGUUGCUCGAGACUUUCAUGAGCUCGACGCAUCUGCCCGUCGCGAUGGUCGCUAGUUACCUCAAGCGGCUGUCAAGACUAGCUCUACAGUCGCCACCUGGUGGGAUUGUUUGGAUAGUGCCAUGGGUGUAUAACAUGCUCAAGCAGCAUCCUCCUUGCACUUUCAUGCUGCACCGAACAUAUCACCCAGCGCAUGCGAUCUAUGCAAAUUACCCGAAAUAUGAGGAGGAAGGCAUGGAUGAUCCAUUUGACAUGAGUCAAAGUGAUCCUAUGCUCACAGGUGCCAUAGACUCCAGUCUGUGGGAGCUGGAAACGCUCCAGAGUCACUAUCAUCCGAACGUAGCGACUUUGGCUAAGAUUAUGGGAGAGCAAUUCACGAAGCGCGAUUAUCAGCUCGAGGACUUUCUCGACCACUCUUACGCUUCGCUCAUCGACGCAGAGCUGGGCAAAGAGAUGAAGAAGGCGCCGGUAGUGGAAUGGGAGAUACCUAAGCGGAUCAUGACAGCGGAGGAAGGCGGGUUGAAUGGCAUUGGUACGCUCUUACAAGCGGCCAUUGACGCCCAGUAG